AUCUUAAUUAAAAAUAAUUACUUUGAUAUUAUUAACAAAAUCCAUUAUAAAAUAAUGGAGUUUAGAUAUCAUAAAUAUUUUUGCAUCCUUCUUCCUUCCAACAGUAUAAAUUUGAUGGACAACUUGUACAUUCAUUCUAAUUAGGACCUGUACCGAAGUCACAUGAUGGAUAACAGAUAAUUUACAGCCUUGAGAUAAAAAUAUUUCUUAGUGAAACCAAUCCUGUAUUUAUAUUAGAGGAUGUAAAUGUUAUUUAAGCAUGACCAGAUGAUACAAUUUUAAAAUUCACAGUUCUAACUUAAAAAGGAAUGUUAUCACAAAAUCAAGUUAUAAUUUGAUAAUCUGAAGGGGAAGUGUAGGAAUAUGUAUAUGAAAAUGAUCCUAUUGUAAAUUAAACAUUUUCAGAUAAUCAUGUACCUUGAAAAAAUGAAUCUUUUAACACAAAAUCCCCAUCUCUGCAAUUGUUUGAGGUAUAAGUUUGAGCGGAUGGAUAUGUACUACUUAAAGUAAUGUAACUUCUUGCAGGGGUAGUACAAGUGAUAAAAUUUGCAGUAGUUGAGGUUGAGGACAAUAGAAAGUUUCCAGUAUUAUAAAAUGCGUAUAUUCCAGUUUAUUUAGUGAAUUUCGAAUCAGAG
Molecule: messenger RNA, 635 nt
Organism: Paramecium sonneborni
Lineage: Eukaryota; Ciliophora; Oligohymenophorea; Peniculida; Parameciidae
Source: the annotation of a GenBank genome assembly